Molecule: messenger RNA, 2353 nt
Organism: Photinus pyralis (common eastern firefly)
Lineage: Eukaryota; Metazoa; Arthropoda; Insecta; Coleoptera; Lampyridae
Product: zinc finger protein 91-like
Exons: 1
Coding region: 38-1774 (578 amino acids)
Biological process (GO): regulation of transcription by RNA polymerase II
Cellular component (GO): nucleus
Molecular function (GO): RNA polymerase II transcription regulatory region sequence-specific DNA binding; DNA-binding transcription factor activity, RNA polymerase II-specific
Source: RefSeq, a predicted model, not a curated record
CCAUUUCUGCGCAAUCUUCUACUGUUGUACUUGUGUGAUGGCAGCAAUCGUGAAAGUUGAAGUAAAAGAAGAAAGUGAAGUUAAUGCGUCCAUUGAUGAAAAGAUUUUAGUUAAGAAUGAUGACGCAGAAAUAAUAAAGCAAGAACUCGAUGCUGAUUAUGCUAAUAACGCAUUCAUCUUUAAAGAUGAAGUCCAGAGGGACAAUGAAUCUUUUAGUGAACAACCUGAAGAUUUCCCAUCUGUUAAUCAACCGCGAGUUUCGAAGGACUGUAAUUACAUCACUAGUAACUCGUGCAGAUUGAUAGCACAUGAGCGAACCCAUACAACUUUUAAGGAUUUCAAAUGUGCCCAGUGUAAUUACGCAACGAAUCGGAAAUCUAACUUGAAAUCACAUCUACGAAGGCAUACUUACAAAAAUAUAAAAUGUGACCAAUGCGAUUAUGUAACUAAUUACAAGUCCAGUUUUUCAUCACAUUUGCUAACACAUGCGACAUCCAAAGAUUUUAAAUGUGUUCAGUGUGAUUUUGCAACAAAUCGGAGAUCUACUUUGAAAGCACAUCUACUGAGACAUGGGAGUUCCAAAAAUUUCAAAUGUGGCCAAUGCGAUUAUGUAACUAAUUUUAAGUCCGGUUUGAGAUCGCAUUUGUUAACGCAUAAGAAAUCGAAGGAGUUCAAAUGUCCCCAGUGUAAUUACGCAACAAAUCGGAAAUCUAAUUUGAAAUCACAUCUACUAAGACACGAGAGUUCCAAAAAUUUCAAAUGUGGCCAGUGUGAUUAUGUAACUUGUUACAAGGCCUGUUUGAAAUCACAUUUGUUAACGCAUGAGACAUCAAAGGAUUUCAAAUGUGCCCAGUGCAAUUACUCAACAAAUCGGAAAUGCCAUUUGAAAUCUCAUCUGCUAAGACAUACAUGUAAGACCGCCAAGGAAUUUAAAUGUGAUCAGUGUUAUUACGCAACCAAUCGGAAAUCUAGUUUGAAAACUCAUCUACUAAUACACGAGACUUCCAAAAAUUUCAAAUGUGGCCAAUGUGAUUAUGUAACUAAUUACAAGUUCAGUUUUAAAUCACAUUUGCUAACGCAUCAGGCAUCGAAGAAAUUUAAAUGUGAUCAGUGCGACUUUACAACACAUCUGAAAAUUCUGCUUAAAGGACAUCGGCUAGUACACAAAAUAUUCAAGGAUUUCAAAUGUGCCCGGUGUAAUUACGCAACAAAUCAGAAACGUUACCUGAAAACGCAUCUGCUAAGUCACGAGACUUCCAAAAAUUUCAAAUGUGGCGAAUGCGAUUACGGAACUAAUUACAAGUCCAAUUUGAAAUUGCAUUUGUUAACGCAUAAGUCGUCCGAGGUUUUCAAAUGUGCCCACUGCGAUUUUGCAAUGCAUAACAAGUUUCAGCUUAAAAAACAUCUGCUAAUACACGACGUUUACAAACAUUUGAAAUGUGACCAAUGCGAUUACGCGACAAAUCGGAAAUGCCAUUUGAAAUCACAUCUGCUAAGACAUAAGAUUUCCAAACAGUUCAAAUGUGACCAAUGUGAUUAUGUAACGAAUUACAAGUCCAGUUUUACAUCACAUUUGUCAACGCAUAAGUCAUCCCAGGAUUUCAAAUGUGCCCAGUGUAAUUACACAACAAAUCGGAAAUAUAGUUUGAAAAUGCAUUUACCAAGGCAUGAGACUUCUAAUAAUUUCAAAUGUGGCCAAUGUGCUUAUGUAACUAAAUACAAGUCCAGUUUUGCAUCACAUUUGUUAACGCAUAACGACAUCCAAGGUGUUUAAAUGUGAUCAGUGUGAUUUUGCAACACAUGGCAAAACUCAGCUUAAAAGACAUCUGCUAGUACACAAAAUAUCUAAGGUUUUCAAAUGUGCCCAGUGUAAUUAAGCUACAAAUCAGAAAUAUGGCAUGAAAAUACAUAUGCUAAGACAUGGGACUUUCAAAAAUUUCAAAUGUGCCGAUUGUGAUUAUGGAACCAAUUACAAGUCCAGUUUAAAAUCGCAUGUGUUAACACAUAAGGCAUCCAUGGAUUUUAAAUGUGAUCACUGUGAUUACGCAACCAAUCAUAAAUCCAAUUUGAAAAAACAUAUGUUUGGACACAAGACUCUAACAAGUUUCAAAUGUGCCCAGUGUGAUUUUGGUGCACGUUUAAAAUUACAGCUUAAAAAACAUCUGCUAAUACACGACAUUUACAAAAAGUUGAAAUGUGGCCAAUGUGAUUACGCAACCAAUAAUAAUUUCCAUUUCAAAAGACAUUUGCUAACACACAAAACGUUUAAGGAUUUUAAAUGUACUCUGUGCGAUUACGCAACAAAUUAUAAAGCACACUUUAAAAGGCAUGUGCUAGGACACGGGACUUUCAA